Molecule: messenger RNA, 2093 nt
Organism: Girardinichthys multiradiatus
Lineage: Eukaryota; Metazoa; Chordata; Actinopteri; Cyprinodontiformes; Goodeidae
Product: proton channel OTOP2-like
Exons: 6
Coding region: 52-1839 (595 amino acids)
Biological process (GO): proton transmembrane transport
Cellular component (GO): membrane
Molecular function (GO): proton channel activity
Source: RefSeq, a predicted model, not a curated record
UUGCAGAUGCAGCAAACAGCUCACUUGUAAUAAAUCUCUGAAGGAACAGCCAUGUGCCUGAACCCUGGCUACACGUGCGAAUGUUUGACCACCGGUGAUUUAUGUGAGCCCUGUAACAUGGCAGCUAAGGACAGGGAGCCGGAGGAAGCACACCUCUCCAACAACAUAAAAGGAGCAGACGCAGCCACAAGCGAGAGCAAGCCAGAGAUGGACACCUCUUCAACUGAAGUUGCGCGGGACCGGGGCAGAAACUGGGGGUGGAUGCUGUCUGCGUUCAUCUGCCUGAACAUCCUCAUCCUGGGUUGCGCCUUUGUCAGCGGGGGCACUUCGAGCAAUGUCAAAAUCAGUACCCCGGUUCUGCAGAUUUUCAUCAUCUUCCUAUUCCUGCUCACCUCCAUUUGGAUGGUCUAUUACAUCAUUUACAAUUCCAGGACAGAAAAUGCUGUUGUCUUCAAAGAUAGGCAUGCAGGAACCAUUUGGCUCAGAGGGGGACUUCUGCUGUUUGGAAUCCUCAGUAUACUCAUGGACAUCUUUAAAAUAGUUAGCUACGUGGGAUACCUUCACUGUGAUUCAGCCGUUAAAGUUGCAUUCCCUGUGAUGCAAAUUAUCUUUGUUCUUGUGCAGACAUACUUUUUGUGGAUCCAUUUAAAGGACUGUGUGCAGGUCCAAAAGAACCUUACACGCUGUGGGCUGAUGCUCACCCUCUCUGCAAAUCUUGUAGUAUGGAUGACCGAAGUCACUGAAGAGUCCCUUCACCAAACAAUUUUUCCUGAGAUCUCGACCAAUGUCACUAAACUCUCAAGAAGAGAGAUGUACAUCAACAGAGCCAGUUAUGGUGAUGACCAGUGUAAAUGCAGCCACACUUCCUGUGACAUCUUUAAGGAUGCCUAUUACUACUUGUACCCCUUCAACAUCGAGUACAGCCUCUUUGCCUCCGCCAUGGCUUUCGUCAUGUGGAAGAACGUGGGCCGAGUACUGUCCGAAGACAGCCACCACCAUGUCAAAUUCAGCCUCAAGGAUGUGUUGAUUGGUCCCGUUUUGGGGGUCCUUCUUGUGGUCGCAGGCAUCGCAAUGUUCAUUUUGUAUGAGCUCAAAAUGAAAUCCAAGUAUGUUAAAGAAAGCCAUGAAGCAGCAGUGAUGAUGCACUUCGUCAUGAAUAUAGUCAUUGUGAUCAUGAUGUCUGUUUGCACAAUCGUCGGAUGUGCUAUCUUCAAGCUGGAACACAGGAAGCAUGUCUCAGAGAAGAACCCCACCCGCAGCCUAGAUGUAGGGCUGCUGGUGGGAGCCUCGCUGGGGCAAUUCAUCAUCAGCUAUUUCUCCAUCAUAGCCAUGGUUGCAACUGGGGCCAAGGGCCACCUGAACAGGCUCAACUUGGCCUGGGGCAUACUGAUGGUGAUCCAGGUCUGCCUACAGAACUUUUUUAUAAUUGAGGGCCUGCACCGGGAACCCUUCCAUGAGGUGGAGACUGACACAGUGAUUGCAAAUCCGUAUGUGCUAAAGUCCAGAAAAGAUGGGAGUAAACUUGAAAAAGUAGACUUAGACAAUAAAUCCAACCCUGACGUAGAAACCUGUGGCCACAGUGGGACAGCGGAGCACCAACACAAACUGCGGUGGAAGAGGCGAGUGUUGAGAGAGGUCUGUGCAUUCCUACUGCUGGGUAACAUCAUUCUGUGGAUCAUGCCAGCCUUUGGUGCUCGUCCCCAGUUUGAUCAUGACACUGAAGCACAGUUCUACCACUCCAGCAUGUGGGUUGUUAUUGUGAACGUGGGUCUUCCUUUUGGCAUCUUUUACCGAAUGCACUCAGUCGCCGGUUUAUUUGAAGUCUACCUCAACUCAUAAAUCAGCAUCUUGCAAAGAGUGUACGGAAAGUGGAAUCUUGGCAUUAUGAAACUGUUUUGUAGACUGUUUUUGAUGAAUGCUUUUUAAUAUUUGUCAAGAAGAUACUGAAUAAUGACUAUAUUUUCUUACGGAGUGGCAUCAUUAUGCAACAGUGUAAAUGUAUAAAAAAAUGUAUUUUUAGAAUUCAAAUGAAUAAUGUAUUGUAAAGCUAAUGUUGUAAAACCUGAAAUAAUAAAAAAGUGUUAAAAUUCCAA